Cyclopterus lumpus (lumpfish) is the source of this 5589-nucleotide messenger RNA. It is a transcript of the gene pdxdc1, whose product is annotated as pyridoxal-dependent decarboxylase domain containing 1. Gene Ontology annotation, biological process: carboxylic acid metabolic process. Gene Ontology annotation, molecular function: pyridoxal phosphate binding; carbon-carbon lyase activity. The record is from RefSeq and is a predicted model, not a curated record. The transcript is spliced from 23 exons. Gene Ontology annotation, cellular component: intracellular membrane-bounded organelle. Lineage: Eukaryota; Metazoa; Chordata; Actinopteri; Perciformes; Cyclopteridae. Bases 286 to 2667 code for a protein of 793 amino acids.
CGCGCGCCUAUCCAGGAAGUAAACUGUCCGGUUCGGUCUUGAGUCUGCGGAAUCGAGAAAGACACCACAGCUAGCGGAUACGGGUCCAGCGAGCUUUGCCCAAGACUUCUGAAGGGACAACGUGUCCUUGUCCCGGACUGUGUGCGUCACGUCCCCCUUCUCACAGACCCGGACCCGCUGACAGCUGUGCGCAGUGACGGUAGGAGCUCGCACACACACACACACACACACACACACACACACACACACACACACACAUACAAACAAUCAAUCCACAAACACUUGAUGAUGGUGGACUCAACGUUAGCUCAAGUGGGCAAGAAUCUGAGUGAAGCCAUGAGAAUCCUAGGAGACGGACAAAGAGAGGCAGAGACGGGACCAGAGAAGUGGCGUCGCAGCAGAACCAGCAUCCCUGGACCCUUGCAGGGAGUCGGUCAGGAUGUUGGCACUAUAUUGCACCUGGUUCACAACCUCAUUCAUGAUGAGGAAGAGGAGGAGGACAAGCCAAGUCAACAGAGGAUGCAGCAUGUGGGUGAACAGGGUCACAUGGCCUUGCUGGGUCACAGCCUGGCCGCCUACAUCUCGGUGCUGGACAGAGAGCGGCUGAGGAAGCUGACCACUCGGAUCCUGUCUGACACCACGUUGUGGCUCUGCAGACUGUUCAGGUACGAGAAUGGUUCAGCCUACUUCCAUGAGGAUGAAAGGGACGGCCUAGUCAAGGUGUGUCGGCUGGUCAUUAACGCCCGUUAUGAAGAAUAUGCCUCUGAGGGCUAUUCAGUCCUCAGCUCCAGACAGCCCGUCAUCUACCAGAGUGCCUCCGGCCGGCCUGGACUGGGACAACAUCUGUGCAGCCAGCUGGGCCUGCCUCUCUCUAGUCUGUGCACAGUCCCAUGCAACACCAUCUUUGGAUCCCAACACCAAAUGGACGUUGCCCUGUUGGACAAACUCAUUAAAGAGGACGUCGAAGCCGGGAAGCUUCCGUUGCUGUUGAUCGCCAACGCAGGUACCCCUGGGGCGGGACAUACAGACAAGUUGGCUCGUCUGAAGGACCUGUGUGAUCAGUACAGCAUGUGGCUCCAUGUGGAGGGGGUCAACCUGGCGACCCUGGCUCUGGGUCAGGUCACCUCUGCUAUCAUGGCAGCCAGCAGGAGUGACAGUAUGACACUGACCCCAGGUCAGUGGUUGGGACUCCCUGCUGUUACUGCUGUCACCCUCUACAGACAUGAAGACCCAGCAAUGUCUCUAGCAGCAGGUUUGACCUCCAGCCAGCCGGUGGCAAAGCUGCGAGCGCUGCCUCUCUGGCUCUCACUGCAGUACCUCGGUCAUAGUGGAAUUGUCCAGAAGAUCAGACAUGCCACCGCUCUGAGCGAGCAACUCCUGCAGAAGCUAAAAGCUCUGGCCUCCAUAAAAACCUCGGUGGAGGAUGAACUCAGCUCUCCUGUGGUGCUUUUCAGGUUUUCCCAGGAAAUGAGUUCUGCAUCCAGUGUGGGCUCAGUGGAAGCUUACUGUGCUGGGGAAAAAGAGGUGCUCGAUUCCUUCAACAGAUGGCUGGGUGAAGAGCUGCUUCAGCUGGUUCCCACCAGUGGGUUAGAUGUGGUGGAGCUGGAGGAUGAGGGUACAUGUGUUCGCUUCAGUCCCCUCCUGACUGCUGCAGUUCUGGGGACCCAAGAGGAGAACGUUGAGGAUCUGAUGGAGAAGCUGUCGGAGCUGGUGCCUGUGAUGUGCUCCACAAUGUGCCUGAGACAGGACUUCAAAGAGGAAACCCACCGACGCUCUCCCUCGCUCAGAUACAUAGAGGAGCUGAGCUGGCCUGGCCUCGGUGCUGUCCGGUACGAGCCUCAGGCUGAAGGAAUAGAUGAGAGCAGGAGGAAGCAGGAGCUGGAGAAAAUCAACAGCGAGCUGCUAAGGAAACUACAAGACCUUGACACUGACAUCAUCUUUUCCACUGGCCCUGAGUUUGGGACGGAGGAGGACUGUAUCUUUGUUGGCAUGGUGACCGAGGACGUUGACGUUUCAGAGCUGGUGAACACAGUAGCUGCUCUUGGGAGGGACAUAGAGGAGAGCGGAAGGCUCCUGGAGAACAUGACAGAGGUGGUGAGGAAAGGCAUUCUAGAGGCAGAGCUGCAGCUGCAACAGGCCAAUGAGGAGAAACUCAUUGAAGAGGGAAUGCUGAGACAGCUGCCUCUGGUUGGCUCUGUGUUGAACUGGUUCUCUCCAUUUCAAAGCUCCAUUAAGGGCAGGACCUUCAACUUGGCUGCAGGUUCCCUGGACUCCACAGAGACGACUUACUCCACCAAGGCCCAGCCAGGUAGGCCGUCCCUGCAAGAGAGUCCCACCUCCUCCUCAAAGAAACAACCAGGUCAGAGGUUGUUCCGGCGCUCAGGGGCGGGCUCCGACUCCUUUAGUGAAACCAGCUCCAUCGGCCCAGCUGAGGAGACAACCAGGGAGGCGAGUACCCCUCUUAGGGAGGAGAGUACCCCUCCCAGCGGUAGCAUCCAGCCCCCCGCCUCUCCUCCUGCGCCCGAGGAGGACUCACACACUGCAGGUGUUGUCGUACCAGAGAGUCUUCAGGAGUCUUCUGUGCAGGUGCAAACACAGCUGGAGGAUGAAGUGGCGUCAGAGGAGAGUCAGCCUGAAGGCCGAGAGGUGGAGCAGAGUGGGAGUUAGGAUGCACUCUGUCUGCAGGUGUCCUCAACCGUCCUCUAAAUGGUACCAGCCCAACAGAUUUUAAAAAGAAAGGUGUUAUUACAUGGUGAAUCUAACUCUUUCAGAUGGGAAGUGAAAUUGGUGAUGGAGCUAGAUUGGGCUGUUUGUCUCCACCCCUGAUACUUCCAUACUGCAAUGCUCUCUUCAGAGCAUUGGAGUUGUUUAGUGAUUAGUGACAUGUAGGUUGAUGACAAAUGUUCUGCUGCACUCUAAAUAUAUUUCGGAUCAUUUCCUGUAUUCCCAGAUGUAAUAAGAAUACAGUAAACAAAGGAGUUUUCAGGUGGAUUUCUCCUUUAAAGGUAGGAUGGACAUCCAGCCCAUCAUUGUGUUUUUACACUGAUGUCUUGUGGGAUGAGAGCAGAGGAGGAGCCAUAUCACACGCAGUAUAAUAAGAUUGGUUCACUUCAUCACUGAACUGGAAAUAUACCAGCUCUAUUAAAGCAAUGAGUGCCACUGCAAUUAUAAUGUUUAGAUUUCUCACUGUAAAUAGUCUACGCAGAUGUUAUAUAUCUAACCCAUGAAAUUACUAACUAACUAUUUAAAAUGAAAUUAAUCUGUAUAGAAGGAGUAGAGUAUCAUAAUCUAUUUAAUAAGAAAAUGGCUACUGAUAAUAACCUGCUUAAAACACACCCUUCAUGUUUGCACUGGGACAAAUCUGAAAACAAGAUUUAGAGAAAGAUCACAUUGUUAUGAAUAAAAAGUUGUAAUUUCAUGAGUCACAAUAUUAAAAUGAUUAAUUAUGAAAUCCUCUUACAUAAUUAGUCAUAUUAUACAAAUAUUUUACAAGAUGAAGCUUUAAUGGUUCAUGAAAAAGUUAGUCAUUGCUCAGUAAUUGCACACAAACUUGUAAUUUUAUGAGGAAAAAGUUAUGAAUUUACAAACCGUGAAAAGGUCAGUUUACAAGACAUUUGUAAUGUAAUUUUCAUAAUUUUAGUAAGUAUAAUUUUGCAAGAAAACAUCAUGAUUAAGUCGUAUUUUUUAAAACAAAACAAUUGAAAACAAUCAACUUUUUAAAACAAGUAUAUGUAAUUAUUGGAUGAAGAGCAUGUCCAUGGUUUAAUUACAUUAUUCUUAAAUAUGUGAAUGAAUCGUAAACACUUCUCAUUCUCAUUCUCAUCCUUGUAUACUGUUCUCUAUUUACUACAGUGGAGUAAGAGAAAAUACAUUACAAAGCUAUUCUCAAAAUAGUCCACGUUAUUCUCUUAUCACAAUAUCCUGACCUUUUCUAGUACAAUUACAACUUUAUUCACACAAUGAUUUUUUCGCAAUUAUUUCUUUUCCCCCAUAUACUAUGACUUCAUUCUCAUAUGAUCAAAGUUCUGUAAUAACAUGGACCAUAAUACUCUAUUUUACAAUAUAAACUUUGUGAAUCAAAAUCAGAUUCCCUUUCUAAUUGCACAUGCAGCUGUGGUCAAUGUUUUCUUUGGGUCUUUUUAUGCAAAUAUAUGUUUGUUAAUCAGUAAUGUGAGCUGCCACAGAGGAGCGUUGCUUCACAGGUACUUUGCCAAACCUCUCCUGCCCCCCUGGGUCAAAGGACUUCCUGUCGGCCACAUGUCUGUCUUCUUUCUUUACUUGAGUUGCUUUUACCCCACCCAACUCUUUUGUCCUUGUCCCGUUUGCUGUCUUUUGGUAUACAUAAUAACAGAUCGUACCAGCUGAUGAUGAGCAUGUUAUGGACACUUUAUUGUGUUUCUUUGAAGGAUGUUUGUGUUGAAGUUCCCACACCACCACUGAGAGCAGCUUUUUCUUGGUUUGAGUUGUUGCUCAUUUCCUGAAUUCCUUUCACACUCUAUUCUGUACUGGCUGUGUGUGCCCCACCGAGACAGUGUGCAGGGUCCUUCAGGGUAGAUCCUGAGGGACCCUGCACACUGUGUGCUCUUGGUCGUCCCAGUCCGUCGUGAAAAAAUGUGGUUAAAUCUGUGGUUGUCCAGAAUGUCAGAUGCCUAACCAAAGACCUACUGCGUCAAAGCUCUCACAAUGUGACAGGAAAUGACUUAUGUCGCCUGUAGAUAUGCCCUCAAAUCUGAAAUCACACAGAUGUGAUGAGACCAUCUCUCUGUGUGACAUGUAGCCAACCUGUAAGAUCACUCCUUGUCUAGAGGCCUUAAUGCUUCAGUGUUCUGAUGAAUACACGCUUAAUAUGGAACGGUCAUGGAAACUUCAGUCGCCCUAAUAUUAAGCAUUUUUAUGCAACUUUACUCAACGUGGCUUCUCAUCGGUAAGUGAUUAUCAUUGAUGUCAUGCCUUUUGGAAUUGAAUUGGAGUGAAUGAGGCUCAAUUGGUCUGGCAGAUUGGUUUCUAUUAGUUACAUUUGCUCUCGUGAAAAUGCCUGAAACAACCUGUAGUACCGGUGGAACAUUUACCCUAAAGACUUGUAAUAUGUGGAUUAAUACUGUGGUGAGAACGAAGAUUAGAAAAGAAUCUAUGUCAGCAUUAUUGCACUUAUUCUGUAGAUAAUUUAUUUACUCUUGUUCUUUAUUUAAUUUUUGACAUGGUGUAAAUGAAGCAGAAUCUUGUUGAUUAUGUCUGUUAUUUGAUCCUACUGCAAAGCUAAAUCUAUAACGUCAUAACCUUACGGGAACAUGUUCGAUGUAGGGAAAUGUCCUGCCUGUCAAUGUCUGAAUGAUUGAUUGUAUUUGAUAAGCAGAAUGUUUUCUCUUGAAUGUUUUCUACGAUUAGUUUACAGAAAAGAAACACGUUGACAUUUUCUGUACAUUUUGUCUUAACAGAAUAAAUUCAAAGUUUUGUAGUCUAAAUGUCCGGCCACGGCUGUAUAUGUAGAUCACUUCUAACUGCAUGUACCGCUCCGUCUGAUUCUGUUCGUCUUCCUCUGUACUGUUGAGAGCUGUUCCUUUUUAAUACAACUGGUGUGUGGUUCAGGUA